Messenger RNA from Punctularia strigosozonata HHB-11173 SS5, 1420 nucleotides. RefSeq lists its product as uncharacterized. The record is from RefSeq and is a predicted model, not a curated record. Lineage: Eukaryota; Fungi; Basidiomycota; Agaricomycetes; Corticiales; Punctulariaceae. Bases 325 to 1293 code for a protein of 322 amino acids. The transcript has 11 exons.
ACGAAGCAGUGCCCUCGCAGCCUCACAUGCAACGAUCUGUCGGGGGUUCUAUCAAAGGCCCAUACACUUGCUUGACCGUUUUCUGAUACGGUAUAUACGUCAUGAGCAAAGAACAGCGGGUUUGAUGGAUCUUGGUCGCCGGCUUGCAUGUGGUCUGGCAACCAAGGAAGAGAGUGUAGUGCUCGGGUUCCUUCAUACCUCCACCUACCCAGCGCUGCUUGUUCGACUUUCUCCUCGCCGGACGAGUAUAGGCUGGACCAUCCUGCUUCCGCUGGCACGGCAUAGAUUCUUCUCUGGUCCACGUCUCACAUUUGGCAUUCCAUCAUGGCCCAGGAUGAUUCGCGAGCAAUUGCCUGGCUUGUGAUGUGGGUGUGGCCGUCACACUUUGGCUUGCCUCUCCUAGCUGCCAUAUGCCUGCUUUCCGGCACAGUUACACGACACCCGCUAUUCCUAAACCUAAUCAUCACGGAAAUCCUUGCAGGCCUAUCUAACAGUAUCUUGCUUUACACGGGACACUGGAGGGCGACCGGUCCACAACCUUCUGUGAAUGUCUGUCUCUUUCAAGCAGGUUUAGGGAAUGGCGAAGCAUCCAUGACCGCUGCAGCCUCGUUCGCUCUGGCAUAUCAGGUAUUCAUUUCGGUCAGGGGGGCAAUUCGCGGGCAUCGAGCGCACACGAAUGGAGCAAACGUUAUUGGACUUCUCAUUCUGCCCUAUGCCCUGUUUGUCAUCUUCGCCGUCUCGACGAUCGUGGUUGGCGGACAUAAACUGGAGUUCGUAGUCCGCAACAGCUUUCUGCCAUAUUGCCAGUACACCGGAAAGACCGCGACCACUGUUGCUGCCACUUUCGCUGGUAUCUUAACCUGCGGCACGCUGCUGAUGGAAGCCUGGAUCAUCUUCUACCUGUACCAGCAACGGAGGGCGCUUCGGAAAGCAGGCAUCAAAAAUCUUCUCAUGGCGGAUACUAGCCUUAGGAUCAUUGCAUUUACCGGGCUCAUGGUGAUGGCUCUACUGCUUAUUCUGAUCGGAUUCACCACUCCUAUGAGUGCUGUGCCUGAUUUGGUGAUGUGUACAAUGGGGACGUUCCUCGUCCUGGUCUUUGGGACACAAAGGGAUAUCCUGCAUGUCAUAUUGAGACGGGAUCGGACUCAAUCCCCUUCCGAAGGAUCUACCCUGAAGUUCAAUAACACCGCAAGUCAGGCUCUUUCCUCAAUAUACGAAAACACGAUCAUUGUGCAGGCAGACGAAAAGCGUGCGAGGUCCCCCACAGGCACGGGAGGAAGUUGGGAGCCAUGAGCACUCGGUGUACAAUAUCAUCUUGUCGCCUCGAGUUGGCAAGCGGCGCAGCGGAUCUGCGUCAUUUCGUAAGCGAUGACAAACUUCGGUCGUCAUGCAAUGUAGCCAUACCUCGAGUUUAUCGUCG